AUGAGAGAAGUCAACUUCAGCAUCCCGAGCGUCAACAAGGCCGCUGUCAACAUCACCACCACUCUCUACGACAGACGUGCCCUAGACUGCACCUCGACCCUGCCGCUCAUCAACUCGCUUAACCACCUCGCCUACCUCACCACCUCAUCCGCCCGCAUUCGUGAUAUCCUGACCGUCGAUGGCGGCAUCGAACAGCUGGUAUGCAUCCUCAAGGCAGGUCGGAGCAAGGACCUCAUGGAGAUGUGGAAAUGGAAUCUGGCCUUCCAGUGCAUCGUCAACAUCGGUGUCCGUGGCUCAGAGAACGUACGCACUCGAGUCGUCGAAGCUGACAUGGUUCCCGUCAUCGCUACCAUCUUGGAUAACUACAAUCGCGUAGUCGACAGGAUACGUGCCUCUAGCGACUCCGAGUCGUCGCGGACCAAGACACACAAGUCGUCGUCCAGAUCGAGAGACCAGGCCGGCCGCUCGUCGACGUCGCGUGCCUCGUUUUACGAACGUGGUUCGGACCAUCGAACUACCCGACGACAGGCUCCUCCACCGUCCAUUGAGAUCCCACAGCCAUACGGCCAGGAUGGUCCCCCAACCGAUAACAACACUGGUACCACAAUCGACAAUAGUAAUACUAAUCACACCCCCAUAGAUGUGCAGCCGUCACCUAGAAUCGUCCUGACAUCCCCGCCAGAGCGUACGACGUUCCCACACUCCCAUCACCAUCACCAGAGAGACGGCCAUCGCCACCGUAUCAUGCAACCCCUCGCCACUGCUGUCCCUUCUUCGGGCAACACCACAGAUCCUUUCCAGGCCAUGCGCCAGACACGAGACGUUGAACGUCUUCCUUCUGUUCUCCCGGGUCUCCAGGCAGGUAUAACCUCGCAGCCAGAGUCGCCCACUACUCCACUGGGCGCUGGUGCACCACAAACUAAUAUCCCUCCACUCAUGCCACGCAUCUUCCAUCGUCGUCCCUCCGUUCGCCAGCAACGCUCGACGUCAGGCGAGUCGGACGAUGCCCAGCCUGAUGAUAACGAUAUCACCAUGGGUGAAGGCGACCUGGAUGUCAACGUCGACACCGCCGAACCGAACGUCACCGAAUCCAUUGUCGAUCUAGACAGUGGCGUGGAUCUCGAGGACAUAAACAUGCGAGACCAGGACCCCAUGCUCGACGACGGUACUGACACGCAUCCCCACCCCCACAGACAUGCAUCCGUCGCCACGCCAGGCACGGAGACAUUCAACAUCACCCACCGCUCAGCCGUCGAUGGUAGCAUCGUCAACGCACCCACUCCUGUUGCUCAGACCGCCUCACCGGCCAACCCACACACCCACGCGCGCCAAACGGCCAACCAGGCACCCGGUGUCUUUAACAACCCUUACCCAUUCUACCUUCAGAACCAGAACCAAGCCCAGCCACAGCCCCAAUCUCAAUCUCAAUCCCAAUCCCAGUCCCAGUCCCAAGCCCGAAGUGGCAACCCAGCUGGCCCAACCAUCCUCGCCGCCAUGCCACGCGACGAAGACGUCCUUCUCGCCCUGCAGCUCCUCGCCUACGUCUCCAAAUACUGCAAUCUCCGUACUUACUUCCAACGCACUCACCUUGUUCCUCGCCUCAAAAUCGGUAAAGAGCUAGAGAUGCUCGACGAAGCAAACCCACAGCCCGCUUCGACCUCCUCCCACCGCAGCCGCACCCCAACCUCCACCCCUACUCCCGUAAUCCCAAAAACCGCCGAAGAAGAGCAAGAGGAAAUGGAAGAAUACAUUCUUCCAGAUGACUACAAUAUUUUCCCGUUGGUCGAAAAGUUCACUGUCCGCCACCACACAAAGGACAUGCAGUACUGGGCCUGCGUGGUGAUGCGCAACCUGUGUCGCAAGGACGAUUCACGAGGCGGCAUCCGCCAGUGUGCAUACUACAAGUGUGGCAGGUGGGAAGAGUUUCAGCGCCAGUUCGCCAAGUGUCGACGAUGCAGGCGAACAAAAUAUUGUAGCAAGGAGUGUCAGAAAAGCGCUUGGGUUUAUCAUCGACAUUGGUGCCAUUCGUCGCCUGAACAUUGA
Arthroderma uncinatum is the source of this 2043-nucleotide messenger RNA. RefSeq lists its product as uncharacterized. The coding region runs from base 1 to 2043 and encodes 680 amino acids. The record is from RefSeq and is a predicted model, not a curated record. The transcript has a single exon. Gene Ontology annotation, cellular component: MUB1-RAD6-UBR2 ubiquitin ligase complex. NCBI's taxonomy places the organism in Eukaryota, Fungi, Ascomycota, Eurotiomycetes, Onygenales, Arthrodermataceae. Gene Ontology annotation, biological process: ubiquitin-dependent protein catabolic process; establishment or maintenance of cell polarity.